CAUCCCCAGCAGCACCACAGAGUUGGAAAGAUGGCGGCCGGUUCAGGGGCUGCAAGCGGUCAUGGCUCACGCAGCUCCACCGCUGCUCUGGAAGCGUCUUUGGACCGGCGUUUUCAGGGAGUUUCAAACACUAUGGAGUCAAUACAAGGACUUUCAGCUUGGUGCAUUGAAAACAAGAAACAUCACAGCCUUAUCGUCCGCUACUGGAUGAAGUGGCUCAAGAAAUCUGAUAACAAUCACCGCUUGAAUCUUUUCUACCUUGCAAACGAUGUGAUACAAAACUGCAAAAGAAAGAAUGCCAUUGUUUUUCGUUCAGCCUUCUCAGAGGUCCUUCCUAAUGCUGCUCAGCUCAUCAAAGAUGGGAAGGUUCGCAGGUCAGUGGAAAGGAUCUUUUCCAUUUGGGAAGAAAGAAGUGUUUACCCCGAGGAGGUCAUUGCCCAGUUCAAAGCCAACUUGAAUAAAAAGGAAAAGGAGCGAGAGAAGCAGAAGGAAAAAGAAAAGGAAAAAGAAAAAGAAAAGGAGAAGGAGAAGGAAAAGGAAAAAGAGGCUACACCGGCAAAUGCUCCUGCUAAUUCCAAAGCUGCCCUGAAAUCCAAGAUUGUGGCAGAGUUCACGCCCCACUCCCUCGUUGAACAAUUGUUAAAAUAUAGGCAAGCUGUUGCCGAAGAAGAGUUUCAAGAAAAGCAGCUGUCAGCUCUCCGGGUGGAUGUCUGCAGCACGGAGGCCCUCAAGAGACUUAAAGAUAAGGCAGGGGGGAACAAGUUUGCCAAGGACUUUGAGGAUGGCAGCCUGAAGCUGCAGGAGUUUGUCAGCUUCCUGGAGAAAGAGUUGAAAACAGGACCUCCUCUGCUGGAGGCUCUGGGAAACGCAGACAUUUUCUACGAGAUGCAGUACAAGGAAGUUAAGAUUGUGGCCAAUGCUUACAAUGCAUUUGCCAAUCGUGUGGCCAGUCUUAAAAGGAAAUUGGAUUCCCUCAAGUCCACUCUACCUGGACCUGAGGACUCUCCCAUCCCCUCGCCAUCUGAAGAUGCCCCCUCCCCCACUGGCUCUGACUCACCCUUUAUGGCAAUGGCGGCUAGCAGAGCCCAGCUCGAUCCAGAUCUGGAUGGAAAGGCCAUGGAUGAAGGAGAAAUGCAGAGUGACAACAGAGACAUGGAGGACAUGGAUAUGUCUGACGAAGAGACUGAUGCUACAACUGCAGGGGAUGAUAAGAAAGAAAAGCCACCCGCUGCCAUGUCUAAGGCUGCAAAGUCAGAUGCGCCGUCAAAGCUUCCAAAUACGCCUGCGAAGGCCUCUAAGAACAAUGCUUCUGCUACUACCACCACAUCCACCCCAGUGACUCCCACAUCUGCUACUCCUACAAAUACCCCAGCCACCCCUCUGGGUGUCAAUCUGGCCAAAGUGGACCUGGGAAAGAUCACCUCCAUUCUCAGCUCGCUAACCUCCGCCAUGAAGAAUACAGCAAGUCCAUCACCGCGUCCAUCUCCUGGGACACCCACAACCCCAUCUGGCCAAUCAGCAGCCUCCAAAGGAACCCCUCCAAGCCCUGCUUUGGCCAGUAUCCUGUCACGUGUUGAUAUCACACCUGAAGGGAUACUUAAUGCUCUGUCUAAAAGCAACACAACAGGUUUGUCCUCUUUCCUGCAUAGUGUGACUAACACCACCUCUGCUGCUACUGCUGGUACACGAACCUCCCCAGAAUCGGCACCUUCUAAAGCUCUACACACCAGCACCCCGACCACCCCAACGACCCCAAAAACAAAAGCUGGUCUGGGGAACAGCCACAAGCGAGAAACACCUGGAAGAAUCAGAGACUGGGGAGAGAGAGACAACUGUCCCCUCCUCCUCCACCACCUCCCCCUCCUCGCCCCUCAGCUCCUUCUGUCUCUCCCCCCAGCUUAGAAUCCAAAAUCAACAGUUUCCUACAGGGUAAUCCAGGUUUUAGUCUCGCUCUUGGUGAUGUUAGUCCUGAUGGGGUGGAUGGGACCCCAGUGAGAGACGAGGCAGCCGGCACCCCAACCCAGGAUGAGAUUAUGGACACACCUGCAAGU
Molecule: messenger RNA, 2051 nt
Organism: Oreochromis niloticus (Nile tilapia)
Lineage: Eukaryota; Metazoa; Chordata; Actinopteri; Cichliformes; Cichlidae
Gene: rprd2b
Product: regulation of nuclear pre-mRNA domain containing 2b
Exons: 10
Coding region: 31-1902 (623 amino acids)
Biological process (GO): mRNA 3'-end processing
Molecular function (GO): RNA polymerase II complex binding
Source: RefSeq, a predicted model, not a curated record